Messenger RNA from Nycticebus coucang (slow loris), 2865 nucleotides. It is a transcript of the gene ZBTB7C, whose product is annotated as zinc finger and BTB domain containing 7C. The record is from RefSeq and is a predicted model, not a curated record. Gene Ontology annotation, molecular function: RNA polymerase II cis-regulatory region sequence-specific DNA binding; protein binding; DNA-binding transcription factor activity, RNA polymerase II-specific. The transcript has 6 exons. Gene Ontology annotation, biological process: regulation of transcription by RNA polymerase II. NCBI's taxonomy places the organism in Eukaryota, Metazoa, Chordata, Mammalia, Primates, Lorisidae. Bases 754 to 2607 code for a protein of 617 amino acids.
GGGGGCGGGCGCGAGCGAGCGGCGACCGCAGACAUCCGGGCCCUUUAGCCCCGUGAGCCCCCCGAGCCGGCGGCGCGGGCGCCGGGCGCGGGGCGCGGGGCUGACAGCCGCGGCGCGGGAGGCGGGGCGCGAGGAGGGCGGAGGCGCUGCGCGGGGAGGGAGGAGCUGCCCGCGCAUCCGCUGCCACCGCUCUGCUCCACACCCGCCGGCGCAGCCCCGCCACGAGACUCUGACAGCGGCGCGGCCGGCGCUGCUCAAGCGCGCAGGGACGGACGGACCACGGCAGCCGCGGCGAGAGAGGACGCGGGGAUCGCGGCGCGGCGCCAAGUGCGGGAGGCGCUCAGGGUUGGCGGCGCGCAGAGGUCCCCUCUGAAGCAGCUGGCAGCUCAGCAGGUGUUACCAUCUCUGAGGAGGGAGUCAGCCAGAAGAACAAAAAGGGAUGGCGUGGAGGCUGCCCAGGGUCUGAAGAGGGAACACAGGCCACAGCCUACUGGAUCUGGAGCCUCUGAGUGGGGGCUGCACUGCUGGGGAGGUUCCAGAAGAAGAAUCGAUGCUUUGGCCCCUGGCGACAUGUACACGGUGUAAUGACAGUUUUUGGCCAGGGCUGGGUUUGAACCCACAACCUCCAGCAUAUGAGGCUGGCGCCCUACUCCUUUGAGUCACAGGCACUGCCCUGAAAUGAGCAGGUUGGCAGAAAAACUGGUGGCCUAAAAUUUAAGACUAAGGCAUCGGUGCUUGGCUCUGGCUGAGAUCAUGGCCAAUGGCAUUGAUGAGCUCAUCGGCAUUCCCUUCCCCAACCACAGCAGUGAGAUCCUGUGCAGCCUCAACGAGCAGCGGCACGAUGGGCUGCUCUGCGAUGUGCUCCUGGUGGUGCAAGAGCAGGAGUACCGGACGCACCGCUCCGUCCUGGCCGCCUGCAGCAAGUACUUCAAGAAGCUCUUCACGGCUGGCACCCUAGCCAGCCAGCCCUACGUCUACGAGAUUGACUUCGUGCAGCCCGAGGCUCUGGCCGCCAUCCUGGAGUUCGCCUAUACCUCCACGCUAACCAUCACCGCCAGCAACGUCCAGCACGUCCUCAACGCUGCCAGGAUGCUGGAGAUCCCAUGCAUCGUGAAUGUGUGCCUAGAGAUCAUGGAGCCUGGGGGGGACGGGGCAGAGGAGGACGACAAAGAGGACGAUGACGAUGAUGACGAUGACGAUGAGGAGGAGGAUGAGGAGGAGGAGGAAGAGGAUGAUGAUGAUGAUGACACAGAGGAUUUUGCUGACCAGGAAAACCUGCCUGACCCCCAGGACAUCAACUGCCACCAAAGCCCUUCCAAUACGGACCAUCUCACAGAGAAGGCCUAUUCGGACACACCCAGGGACUUCCCUGACCCCUUCCAGGCUGGCAGCCCUGGCCAUCUGGGUGUGAUCCGGGACUUCUCCAUUGAAUCUCUGCUAAGGGAGAACCUGUACCCCAAAGGCAACAUCCCUGACAGGAGACCCUCCCUGUCUCCAUUCACCCCCGACUUCUUUCCACAUCUCUGGCCAGGGGACUUCGGUGCCUUCACCCCACUGCCCGAGCAGCCCAUGGACAGUGGGCCACUGGAUCUGGUCAUCAAAAACCGGAAGAUCAAGGAGGAGGAAAAGGAGGAGCUUCCCCCACCCCCACCACCGCCCUUCCCUAGUGACUUCUUUAAGGACAUGUUCCCUGACCUGCCUGGGGGGCCUCUGGGCCCCAUCAAGGCAGAGAAUGACUAUGGUGCCUAUCUCAACUUCCUGAGUGCCACCCACCUGGGAGGCCUCUUCCCACCCUGGCCACUGGUUGAGGAGCGCAAGUUGAAGCCCAAGGCCUCUCAGCAGUGUCCCAUCUGUCACAAAGUCAUCAUGGGAGCGGGGAAGCUGCCACGGCACAUGAGGACCCACACCGGGGAGAAGCCGUACAUGUGCAACAUCUGCGAGGUCCGCUUCACCAGGCAGGACAAGCUGAAGAUCCACAUGCGGAAGCAUACGGGGGAGCGGCCCUACCUGUGCAUUCAUUGCAACGCCAAGUUCGUGCACAACUACGACCUCAAGAACCACAUGCGCAUCCACACGGGCGUGCGGCCCUACCAGUGCGAGUUCUGCUAUAAGAGCUUCACACGCUCCGACCACCUGCACCGCCACAUCAAGCGCCAGAGCUGCCGCAUGGCACGGCCCCGGCGCGGCCGCAAACCCGCCGCCUGGAGGGCCGCCAGUCUGCUCUUCGGGCCCGGUGGCCCGGCCCCCGACAAGGCGGCUUUCGUGAUGCCUCCCGCACUGGGCGAGGUGGGUGGCCACCUGGGCAGCGCUGCAGUGUGCCUCCCUGGCCCCAGCCCCACCAAGCACUUCCUGGCGGCACCCAAGGGCACCCUGAGCCUGCAGGAGCUCGAGCGACAGUUCGAGGAAACGCAGAUGAAGCUGUUCGGGCGCGCCCAGCUGGAGGCUGAGAGGAACGCGGGGGGCCUACUGGCCUUUGCGCUGGCCGAGAACGUGGCCGCAGCGCGGCCCUACUUCCCGCUGCCCGACCCGUGGGCCGCGGGCCUGGCCGGGCUCCCCGGGCUCGCAGGCCUCAACCAUGUGGCCUCCAUGUCUGAAGCCAACAACUAAGCUGGUCCUUGCGGAUUCCAGUGCCCCACCCCCGCCGCCCCACUGUCCCUUAUCCCACCAAGCCUACUCUGCCGGGCCCAGUGGGUCUGAACUUUUUAUUUUAAAAACACAAAGGGAAAAUGCAAAAAUAUAUAUUAACAACAAUGGUAUUUUCUGGGCCUUCUAAGGCAGCUGCCACCUUUUUGCUGGUCUGUGAGAUGAGCAUCUCCUCGGAAGGGCCUGGAGCUCUGGCCUGUCUCUUUGCCACUCACACAGAAA